AUUUGGGAUCUUUUUGUAUACUGAGAAUUUUCCAAAAAUAGCUUCGACCCAUAAAAAUUCCUGUUGUAUAGAACAGAUCUCUGGAAAGAUUUUUCUGAUACAUAAAUUUCUUUCCUUUCUUUUUUCAGGUCCUCAAUCUUGAAGAACACAGCUUAUAUCCUUCUGAAAAAGGAAUUAAGUUUUGUGUUAUUAGUUUGAUCAGAAUGGAUCAGCAAGGACAUAGCCAGGCCCCAUCUAUGGGAGUGAUUGGUAGCGGAGCUCAAUUGCCAUAUGCCACUAACCCAUAUCAGACUGGUCCAAUGACUGGGGCACCGGCUCAUGGAUCAGUGGUUACAUCAGUUGGGGCUAUUCAAUCUACAAGUCAGCCUUCUGGAGCUCAGCUUGCACAACACCAACUUGCUUACCAGCACAUCCACCAGCAGCAACAACAGCAACUUCAGCAACAACUCCAAACCUUUUGGGCAAAUCAGUACCAAGAAAUUGAGAAGGUGACUGAUUUCAAGAACCAUAGCCUUCCUUUGGCAAGGAUCAAAAAGAUUAUGAAGGCUGAUGAGGAUGUAAGAAUGAUAUCAGCUGAGGCACCAGUAAUAUUUGCCAGGGCAUGCGAAAUGUUCAUCUUGGAGUUGACCUUGCGAUCUUGGAAUCACACAGAAGAGAACAAAAGGAGGACACUUCAAAAGAAUGACAUUGCAGCAGCAAUCACAAGGACUGAUAUCUUUGAUUUCUUGGUUGACAUUGUGCCAAGGGAGGAUCUGAAAGAUGAAGUGCUUGCAUCAAUCCCAAGAGGAACAAUGCCUGUUGGAGGGCCUGCUGAUGCUCUCCCUUACUGCUAUAUGCCAUCUCAGCAUGCUCCACAGGUUGGGACUCCUGGGAUGAUCAUGGGUAAGCCUGUGAUGGACCCAGCUAUGUAUGCUCAGCAGUCGCAUGCCUACAUGGCUCAACAGAUGUGGCCACAGGCACCAGACCAACAGCCAUCGCCCUCAGAUCAUUAGAAGCUGUUGCAUGGAAGCUGAGUAGCAGUUGUUGUUUCUCAAGAUAUCUGGGGAAUGUCAACGCACUGUUUAGGGACGUCUUAGUAAUGAACAAGUACAAUCAAUCAAGAUUUGAGCUAAAGACAAGCAAACUUUAUGUAGAUAACUAUGCUUGAGAAGAAUAGCCAAUCUUGAUUGGGCUGGAUUGAGCUGGAGUUUCUUUCUUGCUUGUUUUAUUUAUUUCUUGUUUUAGCCAAAACUUGUUACUUAAGAUGAAUGAAUAGAAAUCAACUUAAAAGUAAUGCCUCCAUCUUUGAUGAGCACAAAUGAAACAAGAGUUUUCUUUUUCUA
Molecule: messenger RNA, 1322 nt
Organism: Quercus lobata
Lineage: Eukaryota; Viridiplantae; Streptophyta; Magnoliopsida; Fagales; Fagaceae
Product: nuclear transcription factor Y subunit C-9-like
Exons: 3
Coding region: 204-992 (262 amino acids)
Biological process (GO): regulation of transcription by RNA polymerase II
Cellular component (GO): nucleus
Molecular function (GO): protein heterodimerization activity; RNA polymerase II cis-regulatory region sequence-specific DNA binding; DNA-binding transcription factor activity, RNA polymerase II-specific
Source: RefSeq, a predicted model, not a curated record